This is a messenger RNA of Melanaphis sacchari, 909 nucleotides long. RefSeq lists its product as uncharacterized. The transcript is spliced from 2 exons. The coding region runs from base 52 to 597 and encodes 181 amino acids. Lineage: Eukaryota; Metazoa; Arthropoda; Insecta; Hemiptera; Aphididae. The record is from RefSeq and is a predicted model, not a curated record.
GUCACCGCAGCGACACGCACAUCAUCGUCACCGCCGUCAUUUGGCCCAACAAUGGACCCAGCGACGGUCGCGCUGAUGUUGUCGUUCUCGGCGUUGGCCGCGAUGGCCGCCACCGGCAAACCGCCGAGCGGCCGCGGCGCGUUCGGUUACCCGGACGACGAUCACGUGAUCAUCACUCAGUACGGACCGAUGCGGUACGAGCCGAUCGCCGCCGACCAGAUGAACAGACCGUACGACGGCGGCGCCGCCGCCGCGAAAACCGCUUCGUCCGGCGGCCGCGGCUAUUACAAGGCCGAGGUGAUACCGUUGGACAUGAACACCUGGAAGCCCGCGGCCGGCGCGGACGGCCGCUGGGUCGGCAGGUCGGCCGCCGGUGGCCGGGUCGAUUCGUUCGACGUGCCGCUCCGCGUCGGAUAUUCGGUGCGGCCAGCGGCGCGACGACGCCGACACGAUUACCACCUGCCGAUGGGUUAUCGGCCGCGAUCGCAGCAACCGCGGUGGAACCACGACCAGCCGGCCGUCCCGCGCCGGCGCAUAGACCCUCCGGAGGUGCCGAUCCGACCGCGGUUUUUUGAAGGAAGGGCACAGUUCGCUUGAAGCCUAACACAAUGAACCAAACGAACUACGAACACUGCGUAUGGACAUAAGAUAUAACGUCAUGUAUGUGUUAAUUCUACGCAGAUAAUACUCUUUACUUAUUACUCGUUAUGUAUACUGAUGAAACAAAUGUUAUGUGGUACAUAAUUACAAUAUUGUAAUUCUAUGUUGAUGUUCUGAUUUUUAUAUUAAAAAGUGUUAUUAUACAAUAAACCGUAAAAUAUAUGGAAUAUCUACGUUCAACAAAGCAAAUAAAAUAAACAAUAAUAAUAAUUUAAAUUAAUAAUUAUUAUGCUAAAUAUUUUAAAAAAA